AUGAAGAGUCGGUGUCCCAGAAAGGAAACAGAGGAGGAAAGACCUCAUACAAAGUUGCAGCCCUCCGUUUAUCUAGGCGCUCUGCCCCAGCGCCUACCGCUCAGGCCUGAAGGACAGCGCGCUCAACGGGCGGAAGCGCGCCGACUGCAGUUCCCGACGCGCCCGGCAGCGCUGGGGGCGCCCUCGUCCCGCAGUUGGCCGCCCCUCCCGCUCGCAGAUCGGAAGCUCUCGGGGAAGGGAAGGUCUCCUGGCGCCAGCUCAACCAGUUGGUGCGAGAAGCUGUCAGGCAUUUGCUUCCGGACGCCUAGACUACAGCCGGGAUCGUCCCGGUGGCUGGCUGAGUCUGCGUGUUUGUGUCUGUCCCGGAGACCGUGCCCAGGCCCGCCGCUGGCACAGCGCGCGGAGGUCGUUGCUCAGGGGCUCGGCUUCCGGGCAGCUCCGGACAUUCGCCUGGGCGCGGGCGUUGGAGGGGACAACAGAGAGUGA
Rangifer tarandus platyrhynchus (Svalbard reindeer) is the source of this 486-nucleotide messenger RNA. Lineage: Eukaryota; Metazoa; Chordata; Mammalia; Artiodactyla; Cervidae. The record is from the annotation of a GenBank genome assembly.